UAAGUGAUUGAGGUUCUAGUCCGGGAUUUAUGUUAUUUAGUGUCAGUCAGUCAUUAAGUAAUAUACAUCGACCAGGCAUAACAUUAUGACCAGCUGGGCACCCUGACUGGUCUGUGGUUAUGCAGCCCCAUAUGCAACACACUGUGAUGCACUGUGUAUUCUGACACCUUUCUAUCAGAACCAGCAUUAACCUCCUCAGCAAUUUGAGCAACAGUAGCUCAUCUGGUGGAUCGGAUCACACGGGCCAGCAUUUACUCUCCAUGUGCAUCAAUGAGCCUUGACCGCCCAUGACCCUGUCACCGGUUCACCACUGUUCCUUCCUUGGACCACUUUUAAUAGAUACUGACCACUGUAGACCGGGAACACCCCACAAGAGCUGCAGUUUUGGAGAUGCCCUGAUCCCAUCACAACUUGGCCCUUGUCAAACUCCCUUAAGUCCUUACACUUGCCCAUUUUUCCUGAUUCUAACACAUCAACUUUUAGGACAAAAUGUUCACUUGCUGCCUAAUAUAUCCCACCCACUAACAGGGGCCAUGAUGAGGAGAUCAUCAGUGUUAUUCACUUUAAGGUUUUAGUCAGUCAGGUACCUGUUUUUAAUUAUGGUUUUAGUCAGAAAUGUGUUUUAUUUGGGGUUUAGUGAGUCAUGUACGUAUAUCAUUUAGGUUUCAGUCAGGGAUGGCGUUACCGAAUCAAUUUACUGACUCGAUUCUCGAUUCUGACACGAACCAACCGAUUCGAAUGAAUCGAAAUGCAACUACUGACUGACCAAAAAAAAAAAAUCACAGCACCAUAGACACUGACCGUUAAAAGCAAGAAACAUUCACACGUCCUAUUUACACCAUCGGCUAAUAGUACCCAUACCAAUGUUAGCCUAAAACCACAUUUAAAAUGACUCUGCACAGUGGAAUAUUAGAACUAAAACAAUUUGAAUCGACUCACUCGAAGUGAGAGAACCGAUUCACAGAACCGAUUCGCGCGCGAUUCAUUUCCGAUAGAGGAAAAUGGCGUUUUGAGAAGAGCUAAACAUCCUCAUCUAUAAACUGGUGUAAUACAGGGUUUCCCAAUGUCCGUGGCUAAUGCGAAACAGGCCAUUUUCAACCCGGUAAUUCCUUUCACAGGACUCAUCCCAGGUGGGCUUCAGCCUGGAGAGAUGGUUGUAGUUCAGGGCUGUGUUCUCAAUCAUGCUGACAGGUUCCAGUUUGACCUGACCUGUGGCAGCAGCACUAAGCCCCGAGCCGACAUCGCUUUACACUUCAAUCCCCGCUUCAGGAGCUCACCGUGUAUCGUUUGCAACUCCUUACAGCAAGGUAGCUGGGGUCGAGAGGAGGUCCUGGAUCAGAUGCCUUUUAAGCAAGGAGCAUCCUUUGAGACAAUCAUUCUAGUACAGGAAGAUGUGUUCAAGGUGGCAGUAAACGGAGCUCAUGUCCUGGAGUAUCGGCACAGAAUCCCUCUGCACAGGGUCGACACGUUCUCCGUAUCAGGAAAAGUUCAAAUACAAGCCAUUGGCUACGUCCCAAGCUCGGCAAUAUUUUCAGAAUCGGGUGAUUUGAGUAUACCCUACAGAGGCAGCAUACUUAAAGGGCUCAGUCCUGGACAGCACAUAACAAUUAAGGGUCAUGUCAGCUUGUUUCCUCACAGUUUCUCUAUAAACCUGAGGUGCAGCGAGUCAAAAAACAUCGCCCUACACGUCAAUGCACGGAUCAAAUCGGGCACACUGGUCCGCAACUCCUUCUUAAGCGAGUCUUGGGGACCCGAGGAGAUGGAGCUCUCGUACUUCCCCUUCACAGCUGGGAAAUAUUUUGAGAUCAUCAUCCUGUGCCAGACUCACCAGUUUAAAAUCGCCGUGAACGGAGAGCAUCUGCUGGAGUACAGACACCGAGUGCAGGACCUGAGCUCCAUCACCCAGCUGGAGGUCCUCGGAGACCUGGACUUACAGGACAUUAAGCUCUGGUGACUCUCAGCUCAGAAACAGCACAUGCUCACUUCAGCACUUAGGGUUUUUUUUUUUUUUUUUCUUUUUUAACCAGCCAAUUACUGAAUACACAGCUGUGUCACUGAUGGAGAACGUUUCCAAAACAUGAUCUCAGACCUGGAUUCCUGGAACUUUUUUUCCAUAGUGUAGCGAUUAUAAAUAUAUAUAAAUAUAAUAAGUGACUACUUACUCGCUUUAUGUCACAAUGACAUAGAAACACGUUUAAAAUAUAAUCAGGGUACAUUUUCUGAGAUGUGUCAGUCUGAAAAACUUGCACAGAACAUUUACUACUGACUCACUAAGCUCUUACAAUAGCUAUUAUCUGGAUGAGUGAAGAUCCUGGGCAUGGUGUCUAAAGAAUGAUCAGUGGUUUCGAAUGAAAGCUUUAAAGAGACAUUACAGUGGUUUAGAUGAAUCUCUAUUAAAUGUGUUAUAGAGUUACACUUUGGGUUAAUUAGUAGUUAGCAUCUCCAGGGUCAGGGGGGUUUGAUUCCUCCAUCCGCCCUGUGUGCAUGGAGCUUGCAUGUUCGCCCUGUGCUCUGGGGGGUUUCCUCCAGGUACUCUGGUUUCUUCCUAAAGUUCAGUGACGUGUUAUAGGCUGAUUGGUAUCUCUAAAUUGUCCAAAUUGUCUGUAGUGAAUGAGGGUGUUCGUGUGUGAAUGUGUCCUGUGAUUGGUUACCACUCCGUCCACGGUGCUGUCCAUCUUCUGUAGUGCUUAUCCUACACAGGGUCACAGGGAACCUGGAGUCAAAACCAAGAGACUGGGAUAUCCCAGUCUCUUGGUAUAGACUCCAGGUUCCCUGUGACUCUGUAUCCCAGUCUCUUGGUAUAGACUCCAGGUUCCCUGUGACCCUGUAUCCCAGAAUUACCUGUAUCUCAGUCUCUUGGUAUAGACUCCAGUUUCCCUGUGACCCUGUAUCCCAGAAUUCCCUGUAUCCCAGGCCCUUGGUAUAGACUCCAGGUUCCCUGUGACUCUGUAUCCCAGUCCCUUGGUAUAGACUCCAGGUUCCCUGUGACCCUGUAUCCCAGAAUUCCCUGUAUCCCAGUCCCUUGGUAUAAACCCCAGUUUCCCUGUGACCCUGUAUCCCAAAAUUCCCUGUAUCCCAGUCUCUUGGUAUAGACCCCAGGUUCCCUGUGACCCUCUGUAGGAUAAGCGCUACAGGAAACGGAUGGAUAAAAGUGAUCAAAGAGCUAUUUCUAAGUAUGAAGUUCUAAGUUGAAAUUAUUUUGCUAUAUAACUGUUAAUUAUAGUUAAAAGCCUAAAUGACUGUUCAUUGCAUUGAAUCUAAAGCUCAAUAAUCCAAACUGUAAAAUGAAUAUAUAGCUCCAGAACGUCUGCUUGAAUCUACCAGCAGCCGUGUUAAGACUAGACAAAGUGCUGCUCAGAUUAUAUCAGAUGUUAUGGCGGUAAAACUGAUGGGUUUUCUCCAUGGAAAUGUUGGACAUAAAAGCUCAAAUGGCUCCAAUAAGUAAACAUGAGGGUACAUUUUUCUCUGAUGUGCCUAAUAUUUAAGUAAAAAAAGGAUUAUAGUUAUGGAAAAAUGUAUAUAGCAGUUUUCAGGGGGGUGACGGGAUUUUGUUUAAUACUGUAUGCAACCACUAGAAUAAUGAACAAAGCAACGAGGCUGGAUUAUACAGAUUUACACCCGUCAUGUUCGCUUGGUUAAAAUGGAGGACUGUAUAAUCAGUUUGCUAAGAGUGCAGAUGUAUUGUUACGGAGUAACAGUGUUAUUAUAAUUAACGUGCUUUAUACUGAUGGAUUUAAAAAAGCAUGUAAUAAACACUACAAUCAACUUCCAA
Messenger RNA from Hemibagrus wyckioides, 3772 nucleotides. It is a transcript of the gene lgals8b, whose product is annotated as galectin 8b. The transcript has 8 exons. NCBI's taxonomy places the organism in Eukaryota, Metazoa, Chordata, Actinopteri, Siluriformes, Bagridae. The record is from RefSeq and is a predicted model, not a curated record. Gene Ontology annotation, molecular function: carbohydrate binding. Bases 1064 to 1954 code for a protein of 296 amino acids.